Rhinocladiella mackenziei CBS 650.93 is the source of this 669-nucleotide messenger RNA. RefSeq lists its product as uncharacterized. Gene Ontology annotation, cellular component: mitochondrial inner membrane. The coding region runs from base 1 to 669 and encodes 222 amino acids. The record is from RefSeq and is a predicted model, not a curated record. Gene Ontology annotation, biological process: mitochondrial respiratory chain complex IV assembly. The transcript has a single exon. Lineage: Eukaryota; Fungi; Ascomycota; Eurotiomycetes; Chaetothyriales; Herpotrichiellaceae.
AUGAGCGGAAAGAAGAUUCUCACCGCGCCCUGGUCUCGCGCCUCCACAAUUAUUACCCUUCCGAUCUCAACCCGCCAUUCCAUCCUCCGAGCACUCCUGCGGCAAGAGCUCUCUACCUUAACUCCUCGAAGCCCGUCCCGUGCAUCGUCAACGCAAAUCUCCCCGGAUCGAAUUGUGCGACCUCUCGUGCCACCGCCCAAAGAAGGCUCUGGCCCUCUUCUCUUGCGGCGCCCGGAUCGCGAACUCCCAGAUGUUCAGAAGGUGAACAUCUGGGUGAAAACGCUCCCUAUCUUCAUCCUGCUGAUUGCAGCGUCGAGUCUCGCCAUCUUCAACUACCAAAAAUCGUCAUCGUCAACGGUCAACUCAAUUCUUUACGCACUGCGCACGAACGAGCACGCCCGCGAACUGCUUGGCGACGAGAUCUACUUUGCCGGUAGCGUGCCCUGGAUCCGGGGUACGCUGAACCCCUUGCACGGGAAUAUUGAUAUCAACUUCUGGGUGAAGGGCACGAAAGCUACGGCACAGACCCGAUUCGUGUCAAUUCGAAAGAAAGGAGAUGUGUAUUUUAAAACGUUAGAAUGGAGUUUGAAGACCAAGGAUGGGCGAGAGAUUCAGUUGCUGGAGAUGGAGGGUGCGAAGGAUCCAAUGCAGCAAGAGCCAAAGAUGUGA